UAAUGUUUUUCUUGCCGGGAGAGCAGCUGUAAACAACAUAGUCGAAUUUGGCUCCGUUGAUGUUGGCAGCAGUGGAUUUGUUUAUGAAAAGGAACAGCGCAAACCGUAUUGUUUGUAUUUUGCAGUUGCCAGUAAGAAGACUGGAAUUAUUAAAUGGAUUCGUGUCGUUGGCUUUUGAACUUAUGGACUUGCUAAUCAACUGAAAAAUUUUGUGCGUAGAAGGUCUGAUUGAAUUGAUUUUUAAUUUUGUGCUUCGUCUGGAAUGAGUGAACAAUGAUUAGCUGGUAUAGACUUUCCUUUCGGAAAGUUGCUUAUUCAAUUCUUAGCCUCUACUUAGUUGUGACAUGCUAUACUGGUUUUCACCUUCUGACACGGAGACUACAAAUUCGGGCUCAGGACAAGGAAUUACUUGAACGGAUAAAAUCAUUAUCACUGUCAGAAAUGGCGGACGACCCGGAGUGGAACCCGUGGGGGGAGGAGUUCGAAUCCGAGCAAGGCCCUCGGCUACACCACGCCCCGCCGCCCCUGUGGUCCGUGGAGAGACCGGUAGCCAAACGGAGCCCGCUAGACAGCAAGGACGCCAACACCAGCAGUCAGGAGCUGGUGGUGGAGAUCUGGGGGAAGGCUGCCAUUGGUUCCGCACUGGACCAGGUGUAGUGCCCAGCAAGGUCCCGCGGUUCGCAGAGAAUGUUGUUCUGGUGCUCAACGGCCGCUCCCCGGCCCAGGUGGAAGCGAGUCGGCCCUGGCUGGACCUCCUGCCCUCGCUCCCGAUGCUGCGUAACGCCGCCGUCCUGAUGCUGGGCAACGAGCGCUGUGACAACUCAUGGCUUUUGCAGUACAUGAGUCACCAGGGUGGCAGGGUCAAGGUCGCUUUUUUGGUGUACGACAGUCCUCUCGUGGACAACGAGCACUUUUUCCAGUGGCCGCUAGGGGUCGCCACGUACCGUCAGUUCCCCCUGAUUGACAGCUCGGACCUGCCUCUUUACCAGAAGAGACACUACAUGUACAACUUUAUGGGCACAGUGCACCCCAACUCCACAAGGCAAGAUCUCAUGAAGGCCCUCAACACGAGCUCGUUCAGAAACAAGGGAUACGUCAAGCCUCGAAUGGAGUGGAUGCCACAGGAAACAGAAGACACAAGAAAUGCAUUCACAGAAGCCCUGGCACAGAGUGAUCUGACCCUGAAUCCUGUAGGUUUCAACACGGAAUGCUACCGCAUCUACGAGGCCUUGUCUUUUGGUUCCGUGCCUGUGAUAGAAGAUGUGAUGACCCCUGGCUACUGUGGCAACGGUCCCGGCAUGAACAACUCACUCAGACAUAGUAUAUCAAGGCCAGACGGCAGUCUAGACAAGAGGAAUUUGACAGCAUACAAGCAUUAUAGUCCUCCUUUGCGGUUACUGAAAGAAUUUGGUGCUCCAGUUAUAUACAUUAAAAACUGGCUGACAGAUUUAGAACCAUUAUUGAAGAAGGAAGCAGAAAUGAGUGAUUAUGAUAGAUCAAAAAGGAGAGCGAAUGCUGUCAAAUGGUACAAUAAAUUCAAAGUAGCUAUGAGAGAUCGUUUUCAUGAAGUCCUUCUUAAAAAGUUUUUUAAUAUACAGCGUCGGUAGCAUUAAAUGUUCCUUAGUGAACAUGUUUCGUUAUCAUAAUAUAGAUGCUUCCUUUCCAUCUGAUUGUUGAAGUUCUCAUGGAACACCAGUUUUUGCCGCUGAUUUUCCCAAAGAUAUUUGCAAACUGUUGAACAGGAUUUCUAUGUACUGGUACGUUUCGUGUUCAUAAUAAUAUGUUGUUGACCAUGAGAAUGAUACUGAGAAUGUUCUGUCUUAUACCGCCGUUCAUUGUCUUGGAAGUCUGUCUUGAAGAAAUUAUAUGUAUGAAGUCACUUGUUUUCAUAUACAGUGGAGUCCACUUAAACCGAAACCUGCAUGAAGGCUGGAUUUUUUUCAGUUUAGAGAGAUUGCUCAGAUAGAAGAAAAGAAAUGGGGGAAUUUUCUUUCAGUUUACUGCUGUUUUCGGAUUCACCGUGUUCAGUUAAAGUGGACUUCACUGUACUAUAAGUAGUUGUUUUUUUUACAUUUACAGGAGAAGACGUUGUCUUCCGUUCUCAUCAAAUGUUUACUGUUUUUACACAGAAUCACAAUCACGGUACUCGAAGAACUGUUUUAUAUUUUAAAAAUAUUUUUAACAUUUACUUGUGCUUGUUUUAAGAGUUGCAGUGUAGAGUUUUGUAUUUUUCUCUUUGUGAGGUGAGUGUGAUCAACUGUUGCUGAUUGUGUUGAUAUUUUCCCAUCCCUGUCGACAUAAUUUAGAUGUAUUUGGAGGUAAGCUGCCUCACCCCUGUCUCUCAGGGCCAAUGUGUUGUAGAUGCAGACACCUGAUAAUAACAUAUCGUCCACUCACAGAAAUAAAACUCGCGUUUUUGGGGUUUAAAAAAAAAAUGAAAAGAAAACCUUACUAUAACACCACAGGGGCUGAUAUCAUGAUGUGAUGCGCACCCUAGGCUUUUGCACUAGUUUUAAGAACUUUUGUGUUAUUUGUGAUGAGAGCAAAGUCCGUAUAUAGAGCUAACAUUUGCUUUAAAAAACAGUAUAAGUGCAAUGGAAAUAGGACAUGAGUUUCCUCCAGCUGCUGAAAGACUCCUUUGAAAGGAUGAGUGCUUUUCUUUUACUGGUGUGGCUCUACUUUUUGCAUAAAAGGAUAGCACCUUACUUUUAUAUUAUAAGGAUUCUGUGCUGACUUAAUAAAAUUGAGUGUCAUUUCAUUUAUUAAGGCAGCUCAGAACAGUCAAGCAUUAAUUGUAUAAAUGAGAUAGAUGAACUGAUUGGUAUGUCCAAAUGAGAUCAAAGUAUAUUUAGUUGGGUUUUUUUUCACUUUUCCUCUGUCCCAAAGUUGUAUUUUUUCAGAUUUUUUUUGGAUUUUUUUUACUUGGAUCGUUUUGUGUGGAACAAAAACACAGCAGUAUAAGUAAUGGAGAAACUAUUGUCUUUUCUAUGUUUAAAAAUUUUCCCUUGGUGCAGAGUACAAUUCCGGUAUGUUACCCUCCGGGAGAUCCAAGCUUUUAAUUUAUUUGAGUAACGCUUUCAUUUUUGUGUUCAGUACCCUGGUGAAGCAAGUAGAUUAUUUGACAGGCCGGCUCUAUGCUGUAUGCUUGUGGUAUGGUCUUUUGUGUGUCAGACCAGACCCCAGUGGAGGAAUGGACCAGAACUGAGCUCGACUGAGGACAUGAUGUGUAAAAAGAAAAUGUCCCACUUCUACUUCAGACAUAUGGGUCUGGGAGAGUGGGGGGUGGUGGUGGGGGGUGUCGGUCCUUACCAGUUCGGAGUUAUGCUCCCUGUUGGUGGUACAUUGUGCUGUCAAUAGUCUCCGACCUGCCGUGUACUUCGUUGGUUCAAGUCACCAUAUGUGGGUGUGUGCCUUAAGAAGGGUCCCAGUUGUCGGAAAUUUUGGAUUUUGGAAUAAGGGCAUAUUUUUGUAGAGAACUCAAAGCUGAACACGCUCAUUUUUUAAAUUUCCAAGUAUCUUGAAUAGUUUUAGAGAUAUGAUACGUUUUGUUACUCAGUGUGUUUUAAAAACAAAGUUUGGAGAAAGACAGGUUUAAGCUUCAUAUGUUGACCCAAUUUCUAGCACAUUUUUAUCUUUUGAGUUCAACAGGUUGAACAAAUAAUUAAUAAAAAAUAUUGAGACUGAAAAUAUUAUAAAAUCCUUUCAAUAACGUUAUUAACAAAUGAUUAAGCGUGUAUCUUCUGAUGGAACUCAAUAUUUGACCGGGUACAACUUUUUUUGCCUUUUCACCCCGUUGCUCAAAAAUAAUUUGCAGACAACUGGUCCCUUUCUCUACGCACACACACAUAUGCAGAGGUAAAAUGCUAAAAAUGAAAGUGGCAGUGAGGUGUUGUUUUUAAUUUAAGUUCGAAAUACAUUUAUUCUAUGAAUAUGUUGUUAGGGGGAAUCUACUGUUGCUGUCUUUUUUAUCCUGAUGGUUUCAUGUUGUACUCUACCUGCUAGAUAAUGACAUUUUUAUUUAGUUCUAUGUGUUAUAAAUUGCAUAUAUUAUUAUUCUUUUUAAUGUGUUAUUUUUGUUCUGUAUAGGUCCACUACCUCGGGGUGGCUUGUAUGUGCCCCUCACUUUGUAGAAAUAGCAGCCUGGGUUAGUUUAUGAUCUGGCAUUUUUAAUUCUCUCUUGCCACAUCGUUUCGACUGAGCCUGCAUGUGUGUUCAUGAAUGUCGGGUAAUUGAAGUUAGUUUGACUUUGCUUAAAAGAUUGAGACAGAUAGGCAUUCUGGAUUUAAUGAACAUCUAGUCAGUAUCAGCCGUAAUAUAGCUGCAAUAUUUUUAGCCCAUGUUAUGUUGGGUUUGUAUUAUCAAAAUACUCACCUUUAAAAUAUUGUUCAAAGUUUCUUUCAUUAAGUUGAGUUGUCAUACCGGUACAUAAUAUUCCACCUCUUUUGUCACCCUGUGCAAGUGAUGUCAUUUUUUAAGUCAGUUUUUAUUACCACAGAAUGCUUCAUCGAUUUCUAUUUGUCAAUAUAGCUAAUGCAAUCAUUUAAUUUUAUUGCCAUUCAAACUGCUUUUGUUUAGGAAGGUUCUGUAAGAGAAUACAGUAGUUGUGCAGGGAGCUCCAUACAGCAGUGUCCUGUCACUCAUUGUUGAUGUGUGGAUGUAAGUCAUUAGGAUUUCUUCACUGCUGACGGAAUAGCAACUCCAACAGAUUUCCUUUGAGGUGCGCACUAACAUUCAGUUCAUUUUCGUUGUAGCCCUGCUCAAAUGUUAUAUGUAACAGGCUUAUCAUUAUUGGUUUUUAGUCACAUUUUUAAAAGGCACGAUAGUAUGGAAAAAGACUUUUUUGAAAGAAAAGUUUCUGGAAAUCAUAACAGAUGACAUGUAGAAAAAAGAUGGAGUCAACACAUUUCUGAUUUAGUUGAUGGAAUUAUCAUCGAGGUUAGAUUCAUGAGAGUUGAAAGAACUGCAUUCAAAUGGGCUGUUAGGAAGGCUGUGCUCUGAAAGAAUUGGCUAUCCAGAAGAAGAAGAAGAAGAAGAA
Aplysia californica (California sea hare) is the source of this 5035-nucleotide messenger RNA. Its product is annotated as ribitol-5-phosphate xylosyltransferase 1. Gene Ontology annotation, molecular function: ribitol beta-1,4-xylosyltransferase activity. Gene Ontology annotation, cellular component: Golgi apparatus. Lineage: Eukaryota; Metazoa; Mollusca; Gastropoda; Aplysiida; Aplysiidae. The record is from RefSeq and is a predicted model, not a curated record. Gene Ontology annotation, biological process: protein O-linked glycosylation via mannose.